Sciurus carolinensis (gray squirrel) is the source of this 1934-nucleotide messenger RNA. Its product is annotated as microtubule-associated protein 10-like. Gene Ontology annotation, molecular function: microtubule binding. NCBI's taxonomy places the organism in Eukaryota, Metazoa, Chordata, Mammalia, Rodentia, Sciuridae. The record is from RefSeq and is a predicted model, not a curated record. Gene Ontology annotation, biological process: cytoplasmic microtubule organization; mitotic spindle midzone assembly; positive regulation of cytokinesis. Gene Ontology annotation, cellular component: mitotic spindle pole; centrosome; cytoplasmic microtubule.
AUGCCAGCUGCAGCGGCGCAGGCGGCGUGGGCAGCGCGGGCGGUGAGAUCUGGGCAGGAAGGGGCUCCCCUAAGGCGGCUGUCCGCACGUGGCCGCGCCGUCGGUCCUGCGGGGUCACGGAGGGCCCUGCUCACUUCAGCGUCUGGCCCGACCCCGGGUUACAUGGGACCUGUCGUUAAAACCCUGCUCUUCCCCGGGCCUCGGCGUCCACCCAGCGACCAGGAACCCACGCUCCAGGACCUGGCAGCUGGCAGACCCAGUCUCGAGAGACUUCCGGUCACCUCCUCGGGUCUCGCGAGAGCGUGCACCUGCCACUUCUGGCGGCUGCGCUGCCUGGCAACCGGGAUGGCGGUGCGCCUGGCAGCCGCGCCGCCGCCCGGCCCCGCCGUUGCCUUCCGGCUGCUGGACUUCCCACCACUUCUGGUUCAUGCGCCCACCAGGCCCACCGUGCUGCCCGGCGGCGCCCUGGGCUUCGGGCUCGGCAACGCCUGCGUGUUCUGCCUGCGUCCAGCCGCCCUGAGCCGCCUGCGGCUGCGCGCCGCGCUGCUGCAGCUGCUCGGCCGCGUCCAAGCCGCCCGCGCCGCGCCUGCUGGGCGCCUGCGACGUCCGGCUACCAGCUGCCCGCGGCCCCGCACCCGGGGCACCUUCGCCCUACUGGACCCGACGGGCCGGCGCAUUGGUGACCUGGCGCUGUUCUGCCGCCUGUCGGAGCUAGACGGACGCGCCCGUGACCCCGCCGGCUCGCCCUGCCCCCUCGGCGCCCCGGACCGCGGCCCCCGGGACCCCGCGGACCGGAACCCGGACCUCGGCCCCCAGGACGCGGCCCCGGCCGCCCUGGACCCCGCCGUGCAAACCUGGCCCUGCGGAGGCUGCAGUGUCAGCACCAUCAGCACCUGCAGCGAGGAAGACGCCGGGCUGGACCUGGAAACCAACACCUUUUGCCCUCCUCCUCUGUAUUACACUCACUUUACCCAAGAAAGGACGCUUCCUGCAAGCGUCAAAAUCACCAUUGAGCCCUAAAGGAACGGACCUGAGAAGCUGGGUGGCCUUGCGGGAACACAUCUGAGCCCUCCAAAAGGUACAGAUUCUGCAACACAGGAGACUCCUGCGGUGCUUUUGAGUUCACCAGGGAGUCAGGAUGUAGGAGCCCUUAACGAAUCUACAUGUCGCCCUCAAACUGAGCAAAAUACAGUCAAUACAAUAAGGCAGCUUCCUUUGCUGAAUGCUUUGUUAAUUGAGCUGUCCUUGUUAUACAGCCAACGCAUGGCGAGUCCAACUCAUGUGCAUCCCCACUUAGCCUGGAUGUAUAGAACCGAGGAUAAGAAGGUACCAGAAUCUUGUGCCAAAUCCAUAUGUCAGUCUGAAUCUAAGAAGGAUAAGUUUUCAGUGGGGAACCAUGAAAAGUUAGUGAGCCUUCAGUGUAGAAAGAACCAAGUUGAAAACCUUAAGAAAGGUAAAUAUUUUGAGAACAGUGGCAACUGUCAAAAAAGGGUGACUAGGGGGCGUCUACUUUAUGGCCUAACAAAUACACUCAGACUCCUUUUAAAGCAGACAAAUCCUGACAUAUUAGUAGUACAUGAAGAGAGAAUAGUACAGAAAAAUGCAAGCACAGACGUUUGGUAUAAGUACAAAAUUCAGAAUCCCAUCCUCUAAAGUAUUCAGCUUUGCAGAACAAAGAAGCCACAUCAGCUGCCUAGAGAUAAGUAUUUAGUUUCAGGUGCAUCUUCUUCUGAAAAUAGUGAUACCUCAAGGCAAAUUAGUGAAAUCUUUGAUGAGCCCAGCACAACUAAAGAAAAAAGACAAAAGAAAAAAGAUUGUGGUGAAAACAGAACCAGCAGUGGUUCAUUGGGAAGAAUUAUGAGUCCUGCAAAUCCCAUUAUUCCAAGAAGAUUGACUCCUACAAAUAUUUUGUAAGGAAAACUGGAAACCAGAGU